Drosophila busckii is the source of this 7444-nucleotide messenger RNA. RefSeq names its product paired amphipathic helix protein Sin3a (gene Sin3A). Gene Ontology annotation, cellular component: chromatin. Gene Ontology annotation, molecular function: transcription corepressor activity. The transcript has 12 exons. The coding region runs from base 886 to 7038 and encodes 2050 amino acids. Gene Ontology annotation, biological process: negative regulation of transcription by RNA polymerase II. NCBI's taxonomy places the organism in Eukaryota, Metazoa, Arthropoda, Insecta, Diptera, Drosophilidae. The record is from RefSeq and is a predicted model, not a curated record.
AUUAAAUUUAGUACGAAGCGAAAAAGAUUAGUGGAACGCGCAGUAAAAAAAGUAGAGUAAUUUCAUUGGUGUCGCCGAAUAAACAGUUAAAGUAAAUUAUUUAAAAGAAAAUUGUGGUGCAAGUUGGCAUGUGUGUGUGUGUGCAUAACGUAUGAAGUUUACAACGAAGCGUAGUUUGUGGAGGCGUUUGGAGCUUCGUCAGCACAACAUAAAAUCGAUUAAAAGUGCAUGCCCAAAAUUUCUGUGCGUGUGUUUGUUGCUACAAACAUAAAUAUAUAUUAUCUACGUACAUAAAUAUAAAUACAAACUCACGCGCUUCUAUCUUUAUUCUUCCAACGCUUCAGUAUCAAUGUAAUUUUUAUACGAAACGUGACCAGCUGCUCUUUAAAGGUGAAUUUUACCUUGUGACAUGUGGCAGGAACUAUAAAAGGUGAUCCUAAUAACGAUUGCGACGGAGCAGCGCAUACAGUGAUAGUGAGAGAUUAGUAGACAGGCAAGCAGUCUAAUAGUGUGAGUUCCUUUGGGUGCACUGCAGCCGACUUGGCUGCAUUAUAAUUCAAAUGCAGAGACAACUGCUCGAUAGAGAAGAACAACAUCAUAUGUUGCUCCGACGAGUGGGAGAGCAAGCUGCCGACGAAAAAGAAGCAGUAGAGCCAACAUACAGUUACAAUUAUUGACUGUUUUGUUGUCUAUUACUAUUACAUACCCUCGUAGAGAAAGAGCGGGAGUGCGAGUGCAAACACCCACGCACUUUAAAAGUAGAGCACAACAGAAAAGAAAAACAAAAGCGUAAAGCGUAAAUUAUAAAAUAUAUAUAUAUAUAAAAUAUAAACGCUCGAGAGAGCGAAAACGACCAGAAAUUAAAGCAUACAAGCAAACGAUACAAUGAUGAAACGCACGCGCAUCGAUGAAGUCCAAUUUGGCACACGCACCGGUCCCGGACCAGGUGGAACGGGGGCUGGUACGGUCCCUGCGGCCAAUAGUAGUGGUGCUAGUAGCGUCGUCAAUACAACUGGCGGCGUUGUUGGAGCAGGCGGGGGUGUUACCAUAGGUGCAGUGGUGCCAAAUGCACACAGUGCAACAAUAAGUGGAAUUGGCUCUAUACAUCAUCGCAUAUUAACUCCCCAGCAUGGUGGCGCACAGACUAUUGCCUAUCUGCCAUCCACAACGCCAGCAGCAGCGGCGGCGGCGGCGGCAGCAGCAGCAGCAGCAACAAAUCUGAAAACAGCGAGCAGCAUUGUCGAUAGCCCAGCGGCCCAGGUUGCCUCCACAGGCAGCGCAGCAACACAAACCUUGCAGUAUAACACAUCUUAUAGUGUUGCCUCCAUACAGGCAGGUGGCACUUUGAAGUCAAAUACCGGUGGCGGCGAUGCCAAUGCGGUGCAGAUACAUGUAGCUGGCGCCCAAACUGCACCGCCGACUGUUUCAAGCAGCUGUCAAACGGGCAGCAUACGCCAGCGCACCAUAAGCGGCACGCAGACCACGUUGGGAGCCAAUUUAACCAGCACAGCGCAGCAAACACAACCGCCAUCGACGCCACAGUCAACUCCAGUGAAUGGACCAACUGUGGCAGCUGGCAACAGCACACCGCCACAAGCGGUAGGCGCAGCAUCUGGAGCUGGUGGGGCUGCCACACCACGUCUUAAAGUUGAGGAUGCGUUGAGUUAUCUGGAUCAGGUCAAGUAUCAGUAUGCGGACCAACCGCAAAUUUAUAACAAUUUUCUGGACAUUAUGAAGGAGUUCAAGUCGCACUGUAUCGACACACCUGGUGUUAUUGAGCGCGUCUCGACGCUCUUUAAAGGGCACACUGAACUCAUCUAUGGCUUCAAUAUGUUUUUGCCACCUGGUUAUAAAAUUGAAAUACAUUCGGAUGCAUUGGGUGCAUCCAUACCAGUUGUCAGCAUGCCAUCGCCUCCAGGUGCGCCUAGCAGCACGGGUACAGUGCAUAUGAUUGCCAGCAGUCCGAGUGUACGCACGUCCAGUCAAGGCGGCGGUGGAGCUGCAGUGGCGGCGGCAGCAGUGGCAGCAGCAGCGGUUGCGCAGUUACAAACACCGGGUGCUGUUAAUCUAAUGACACAUGGUGGGGCGUCGCUGACACAGACUACCAUACAUGCGUUGCAGCCAGCAGCGGCGGCAGCUCCAUCUCCAAGUAGCGGUGCGGGUAGUCAUGUCCAUGUCUCAAGCACGCCACCUGUGGGCGUCUCUGUCUCAACGCACAAUAUGCCACAGAAUUAUUCACGUGAUCGUGCGGGAGAGCAGCGUGCCACAAUAACACCUGCGGCUGCCUUAGCAUCUGCCACUCCCAGCAGCAGCAGCAGCAUUGUUGUAGGCGGGGGUCCUCCUACGCCCAACUCUUUAAGUGAGCUAAGUCCACAUGCUGGCGGCGGAGCACAACACAAUCUGCAUCAUAUACAGCAGGCACAUCAGUCUAUGCUGUUGGCCGAGACAACAGGACAGCAGAAUCCGCCCGUAGAAUUUAAUCACGCCAUUACCUAUGUGAAUAAGAUCAAGAAUCGUUUCCAAAGCCAACCAGCUAAGUACAAGAAAUUCUUGGAGAUAUUGCAUGCCUAUCAGAAGGAGCAAAAGGUUAUGAAGGAGGGCAGCAGUACUGCCGUAGGUGGCGGCGCUGUCAAUGCUGGUGGCAAAAUGUUGACUGAACAGGAGGUUUACACUCAGGUUGCCAAGCUCUUUGGCCAGGAUGAGGAUUUGUUGCGGGAAUUUGGACAAUUUCUGCCCGAUGCUACUAAUCAUCAGUCGGGUUCGUCGUCAGCGGCAGCAGCAGCAGCAGCGGCAGCGCAGUACAUGUCUAAAUCGGCAGCGGCAGCGUUGCAUAAUGACCAUCAUCAAAAGGGGCAAGUGCAGACUCAGGCUCGUAGUGGUGGGACUACAGCAACGCUUAGUGGCGGCGCUCACAUAAGUAUGUCCACCGGGUCGACUGCGUUGCCGAACAGCGGUUCCCCACUGCAACUGAGCAGUGGAGCAACUCUCUCACAGAUUGAUGCGCACGCAGCGGCUAUUGGCAAUCUCUCUGCGGUAAAUACAAGCGUCAGCAUCAAGUCUGCGUACAGCAGCAACAACAGUACGAGUGGCAACAAUAAUCUGCCACAAAAUCACAUUUUAAGCAGCGCUGUAUACGAGAAAGACUAUCACAGUCUUAGCCAGCAGCAGUUGCAACAGCAGCAGCAGCGUAAUAACAGUGGCGUCUAUCAGCCUGUUACAACCGGUCUGCGUGCCAGUGUGGCAAUGCUUGGUACCGGCAUCGAACAACGCAAUAAUCAUCAUGCACAAAAGUAUAUAACGCAGCAGCAGCAGCCACAUCUCAGCCAGAAAAAGUCUCCCAGCUAUGUGGCAACACUUUCGCAUCAUCAUGCCCAGCAGCAGCAGCCAGCGGCGUCAGUAGCAGUGGCCGCGCAGCAUCAACAUCAUCAUCAUCCUCAGCAGCAGCAGUCUCAUCAUCUUGCCGAUCAACAUCAGUUGGAGCAGCGUAACUCCCCCAAUUAUAUUACGACCGUUUCCGCUGUUCCGCAAUUGCAUCCCAAUACCGCUUCCCGUCGUCCGCCAACUGAGGAGUUGAAUCUGCCCGUUUAUGGCGGCAGCAAUCUUACUGCUACUGGACCACCGCCCGCAAAGCGUCCCAAGCCUUAUUGUCGCGAUGUUAGCUUCUCGGAGGCAUCCUGUAAGUGCACUAUUUCGGAUGCGGCCUUUUUCGACAAGGUUCGCAAGGCUUUACGAAAUCCAGAGGUCUAUCACAAUUUUUUGCGGUGCCUCACGCUGUUUAAUCAAGAAAUUGUUUCUAAGACGGAGUUGCUUGGCCUAGUGUCGCCGUUCCUUACGAAGUUUCCUGAUCUUCUACGCUGGUUUACCGAUUUUCUUGGUCCACCUGCGGUCGCUGGGCAAAUAGGCUCCGGUGGCGUCCUAAUUGACGGCAUACCUUUGGCAGCAACACAGCGUCAGGGCGGCGGUAAUAGCAGCAGCUCUGGCCAUGAUCGUGUUAGCAGUCAUCAAAAUACCAACGACUAUGUGCAAGAUGUUGAUCUAUCGCUUUGUAAGCGCCUCGGUGCCUCCUACUGCGCUUUGCCUCAGUCGACGGUGCCAAAGAAGUGCAGCGGACGUGAUGCCCUUUGCCGUGAGGUGCUCAACGACAAGUGGGUCUCAUUUCCCACCUGGGCCAGCGAGGACUCGACCUUUGUCACUUCGCGUAAGACACAGUUUGAAGAAACAAUCUACAGGAAUAUUCACAGAACGGAGGACGAGCGUUUCGAACUGGAUCUGGUUAUCGAGGUAAAUAGCGCCACCAUACGCGUGCUGGAAAAUGUCCAGAAGAAAAUGUCACGUAUGUCCCCGGAAGAAUUGGUAAAAUAUCAUCUAGAUGAUCAUCUCGGUGGCACAUCGCAGACAAUACAUCAGCGUGCCAUUCAUCGUAUUUACGGCGACAAGUCUGGAGAGAUAAUCCAGGGCAUGAAGAAAAAUCCCUCUGUCGCGGUGCCCAUUGUGCUCAAGCGUCUCAAGGUUAAGGAGGAGGAAUGGCGAGAUGCACAAAAGGGCUUCAACAAGCAAUGGCGUGAACAAAAUGAGAAAUAUUAUCUCAAAUCGUUGGAUCAUCAAGCUAUAAAUUUUAAACCAAACGAUAUGAAGGCGCUGCGCUCCAAAAAUCUGUUUAAUGAAAUUGAAACGCUUUAUGACGAGCGUCACGACCAGGACGACGAUGGCAUGGAAGCGGCGGGGCCGCAUUUAAUACUGCCAUACAAGGAUAAAACAAUUCUUGAUGAUGCCGCAAAUCUACUCAUCCAUCAUGUUAAACGCCAGACCGGAAUACAAAAACAAGAAAAGCAGAAAAUAAAACAAAUUAUACGACAAUUUGUCCCUGAUCUAUUCUUUGCGCCCCGACAACCGCUCAGCGAUGAUGAGCGUGAUGAUGAUGACACCAAGAUGGAUGUCGACUUGCCUGUAAGCAGCAAUCGGCCGGCCAAGGGUGCUAUACCCAGCGAAAGCGCUUCGCCAGCACGCAGCAGUGGCAGCACGAGCAGCAGCGGCGGCGUGGGUGGGAUAUCAGCUGCAAUUAAAAAGGAAACAGAGGACUCGGCGUCUAAGGCGACAUCAGCAACAACAAUAACAGCAGCAGCUCCAAUAGGAACAACAACUAAAGUUACCGAUGCAACCCCUACAACUUCAACAGCCGCAGUAGCAGCAGCAGUUACAGUGCCAGAAAAGGAUGAGACUUUACAAGUUGAUAAUACAGUAACAACAGUCGCAACAACAUUAGCUACAAUGACAACAACAACAACUACAGCAGCCUCAGGCACCAGUCCCAAGCGAGCUGAAGAAGCAUCGUCCGCAGCAACGACAGCGAGCAGCAGCAAUGAUUUAAGUGUCAAGCAGGAGCAGCUCGGUGAUUUUCCCAGUCCGAAGCUGUUGCCACCACAUGCGCAAGGUCAACGUGAGGAUGAAUCAUAUUCGCUGUUCUUUGCCAACAACAAUUGGUAUCUGUUCCUAAGACUGCACGCCAUACUCUGCGAGCGUCUGAAUGUGAUGUAUGAGCGUGCGCGUCUGCUGGCCAUUGAAGAGGAACGCUGUCGUGUCAACCGACGCGAGAGUACGGCCACUGCGCUGCGGCUUAAGCCCAAACCGGAUGUGCAGGUGGAAGAUUACUAUCCCACAUUCCUGGACAUGCUCAAGAACGUACUGGAUGGCAAUAUGGACUCGAAUACGUUUGAGGACACUAUGCGCGAAAUGUUUGGCAUAUAUGCUUACAUUAGUUUUACACUCGAUAAGGUUGUAUCAAAUGCAGUGCGUCAACUACAGUACUGCGUCACAGAGCGCGCUGCCCUGGACUGCGUGGAGCUUUAUGGAGUAGAACAGAGACGUGGCAGCACUGGUGGCAACUGUCGUGACGCCCCAAAAAGCUUUGAUCGUGAAAUGAGUUAUCAGCGGAAAGCGGAGUCCAUGCUUAACGAGGAGAAUUGUUUUAAAGUGUUUAUUUACAAAAUUGAUUGUCGCGUGACGAUUGAGCUGUUGGACUCGGAGCCUGAGGAGGUGGAGAAGCCAGUGCUCAAGGCUCAAAAGUUUAACAAAUAUGUGGAACGUUUGGCAAAUCCAAGUUUUACUGGCAUUGGCAAUGACAAUGUUGUAACGACGUCUGACAUUAAAACAGAACAGGAAGAGGAAAAUCCUGAGCUGGGACGCGUUGCACGAAAAGCCCGUUUUCUAUUACGUAAUAAGCGUCAGUCGCAACUGCAUGAAGAGCAAGUGCGUCAGCUGUUCGAGCAGAAGCGUCACUGCGGCGAGGUAACUGCCUCAACGGCAGCAGCGUCAACAGUUAGCAGCAACGAUGUACCUACUACCAACAACAAUAAUAAUAACAACUGGAAUAAACGGACGCCAGAACGUUUAGGUGCACCACAACUGGGACUGGCAGAGCAAUACGCAUUUAAUGAUCGCGAUGAGAUCAGCACGAAUGCCAGCAAUGGACGCUGCUUUGUGACCAGCAAGAAUCUCAAGCUUCUCAAAUACGAUGCAGUGCGUCGGGCCAAAAAGAGUCAUUGCCGAGUCACACAAUUAAAGUAUAAUCGUUUCCAAGCGUACUGCAAUAAGUGGCUGCAGCAACAUGUUAGUGAGCCCCUGCAACAGCAUUGCCAGGAUUGGCUACUAGGGAAGACGCCAGAGCAGAUUAAUGCCAGUGGUUGGGGUGCCACAAGCAAGACUAAAUUGCUGCUGCAGAAGGAUACGACUAAGACUCCCUAUCGCAUCUACACGCGCUAUAAAGUGCAGCAAUCAAAUGCGCUUAAUACGACAACUGCAACAGCAACAUCAUCAGCAACAACAGCAGCAUUAAUAACAACUGUUGCACCUGCUGCAACAGCAUCAAUUAUAGCAACACCAGCAGCAGCAUCGGUGGCUGCCACAGCAACAGUUGUGCCCGUUUCAAGCAACAAUCUUCUAACUACCGCCGAUUGCAACAGCGCUGUAGCUGUUGUUGCUGUCACAGCCAACAAUGCGACAGAAGCAACACUACAGCAAGUGCGUCCCAUGGAGAGCUAAUUGAGCAGCUGAACGUUCAAUACGUUCAAGCCCAUGUGAUAACACGCUUGCGACCGUCAUCACGCUCCAUGGACUUGCAAUAAUAACACAUUGGCAGAAGUCAUUCAGUUUGUUUUUAUAGGCAUAAGACUUUCGAUAAGUUUAUGAUCAAGGCAGCGUAUUUGCAUUCAAUACACUCGCGUCGGCUUAAAUCUUAUACAAACAGCAGUUUGUGCUAAUUAGGCUUAGAUUUCAUUAUAUAAGUAGUUAAGGUUUUAUUGAACACAACUAUUUUUAGAUUUUACGCAAACAAUAAUUUCAAUGUAUUUUUUAUACAAAACCAACCAACCAACCUUGUACAAUUCCUUGUGAAUACUAUUAAUAACACGCCUAGCUAUAAGUUUAGUUUAAGUUGUAAAAAAAAAAA